This is a messenger RNA of Anoplopoma fimbria (sablefish), 3720 nucleotides long. RefSeq names its product adenylate cyclase 8 (brain) (gene adcy8). The coding region runs from base 1 to 3720 and encodes 1239 amino acids. The record is from RefSeq and is a predicted model, not a curated record. The transcript has 19 exons. Gene Ontology annotation, cellular component: plasma membrane. NCBI's taxonomy places the organism in Eukaryota, Metazoa, Chordata, Actinopteri, Perciformes, Anoplopomatidae. Gene Ontology annotation, molecular function: adenylate cyclase activity. Gene Ontology annotation, biological process: cAMP biosynthetic process; intracellular signal transduction; adenylate cyclase-activating G protein-coupled receptor signaling pathway.
AUGGAGCUGUCCGAGGUCCGGUGCUCCAGCGCCAGCGAGGAGCUGUACACCAUCAAUAAGACCCCGAGCAGCAGCAGUGGUAAUGCACGACCCAAGCGGCUGCUGUGGCAGAACGCGGUGCGGCACAUCACCGAGCAGCGCUUCAUCCACGAGCAGGAAGGUGGAGGUGGAGCAGGAGGUGGAGGAGGUGGAGUAAAGGGCAUCGGGCCGGACGAGCCUUACGACCCGAGCCAGGACGCACGGAAGCAGUCCUCCUCCGGACGCGCCUCGGUGGGGGACCGGCACAACAACGGAGGAACCAAGGUGUUCCCCGAGCGGGCCAGCAGCGACCUGGGCUUCCUGCAGAUCGACUGCGCUCCCAGUAACUCGGACUUCUUCCUGAACUGGGGCUACACCUACCGGGGCGUCAUCUUCCCCACCCUGCGCAACGCCUUCAAGUCCCGGGACCUGGAGCGCCUCUACCAGCGCUACUUCUUGGGCCAGAGGCGCAAAUCCGUGGUGGUGAUGAACAUCUUGGACGUGGUGACCAAGCUCACCUUGCUGGUGCUGCACCUGACCCUGGCCUCCUCCCCGAUGGACCCCAUCAAGGGCACGCUGCUGGGGUUCUUCACGGGCAUCGAGGUGGUGAUCUGCGCCCUGGUGGUGGUGAGGAAGGACACCACCUCGCACAGCUACCUGCAGUACAGUGGGGUGGUCACCUGGGUGGCCAUGGCCACGCAGAUCCUGGCUGCCGGGCUGGGCUACGGGCUGCUGGGGGACGGGGUGGGCUACGUGCUGUUCACGCUGUUCGCCACCUACAGCAUGCUGCCGCUGCCGCUCACCUGGGCCAUCAUGGCGGGGCUGCUCACCUCCGGGCUCCACAUCCUGGUCCAGAUGCUCAUCUCCCAGAAUGCAGCGCUGUCUACCAACCAGGUAGCGGCUCAGGCUGUGUUGUUCAUGUGCAUGAACACGGCUGGGAUUUUCAUCAGUUACCUGUCCGACCGCGCUCAGCGUCAGGCCUUCCUGGAGACGCGGCGCUGCAUCGAGGCUCGGCUGCGACUCGAGACGGAGAACCAGAGACAGGAGAGACUGGUGUUAUCAGUCCUGCCACGUUUUGUAGUUUUAGAAAUGAUCAACGACAUGACAAAUGUAGAGGACGAACACCUCCAGCAUCAGUUUCACAGAAUCUACAUCCACCGCUACGAGAAUGUCAGCAUUCUUUUCGCAGAUGUUAAAGGCUUCACAAACCUCUCCACGACGCUGUCAGCGCAGGAGCUGGUGCGAAUGUUGAAUGAACUCUUUGCACGCUUCGACCGCCUCGCACACGAGAACCACUGCCUACGAAUAAAGAUCCUGGGAGACUGUUACUACUGUGUGUCUGGUCUACCUGAGCCCAGACAGGACCACGCCCACUGCUGUGUGGAGAUGGGCCUCAGCAUGAUCAAAACCAUCAGAUAUGUGAGAUCGCGUACGAAACACGACAUCGACAUGCGUAUCGGAAUCCACUCGGGUUCCGUGUUGUGCGGUGUGUUGGGACUCAGGAAGUGGCAGUUCGAUGUCUGGUCCUGGGACGUGGACAUCGCCAACAAGCUGGAGUCUGGUGGGAUCCCAGGGAGGAUUCACAUCUCCAAAGCAGCUCUGGACUGUUUGAACGGUGACUACGAGGUGGAGGAGGGACACGGGAAGGACCGCAACGACUUCCUCCGACGCCACAACAUCGAGACCUACCUUAUCAAGCAGCCGGAGGAGAGUACGCUCAGCCUGCCGGAGGACAUCAUGAAGGAUUCGGCAACUUCGGCCGACCGCCGGGCCAGCAGCACCACUUUUAACGAAGCGUCCUGGAGCCCAGAGCUUCCCUUCGACAACAUUGUGGGGAAGCAGAACACUCUGGCUGCCCUAACGAGAAAUUCGAUAAAUCUGCUUCCAAACCAUCUCGCACAAGCUUUGCAUGUCCACUCUGGUCCUGAGGAAAUUAACAAGCGAAUAGAGAGCGCCAUCGACUUACGGAGUGGCGAUAAGUUGAGAAGAGAGCAUAUCAAGUCUUUCUCACUGAUGUUUAAAGACUCCAGCCUGGAAGAGAAGUACUCCCAGAUGAGGGACGAGGUCUUCAAGUCCAACCUGGUGUGCGCCUUCAUCGUGCUCAUCUUCAUCACCACCAUCCAAAGCCUGCUUCCCUCCGCCAGGAUGGUAACCAUGGCGAUCCAGUUCUCGAUCCUCAUCGUCCUCCAUUCCUGUCUGGUCCUAGUUACGACGGCGGAGGACUACAAGUGUCUGCCGCUCGUCCUCCGCAAAGCCUGCUGCUGGAUCAACGAGACCUACGCGGCCAGAAACGUCAUCAUCUUCGUCUCCAUCCUCAUCAACUUCCUGGCAGCCAUGAUCAACAUAUUCUAUUGCGACUUCGACAUGUCCGACACCUUCAAGAACCAGACGUACAACGAGUCGACCUCCAUCCCAGACAUCUGCUUCUACCCAGAGUACUUUGUGUUCACGGGGGUCCUGGCGAUGGUGACAUGUGCCGUGUUCCUGCGGCUCAACUCGGUGUUGAAGUUGGCGGUUCUGCUGGUGAUGAUCGCCAUCUACUCGCUGCUGACGGAGGCUUUCUACACCUCACUGUUUGUCCGCUACGACAACAUCCACCACAACACAGAAAACUUCCUGGGGACCAAAGAGACGUCUUUACUCCUGAUGGCCAUGUUCCUCCUCGCUGUGUUUUACCACGGCCAGCAGCUGGAGUACACGGCGCGGCUGGACUUCCUGUGGCGCGUCCAGGCCAAAAUGGAGAUCAACGAGAUGAAGGAGCUGCGAGAACACAACGAGAACAUGCUGAGGAACAUCCUGCCCAGCCACGUGGCCCGACACUUCCUGGAGAAGGACCGGGACAACGAGGAGCUGUACUCCCAGUCCUACGACUCCGUGGGCGUGAUGUUCGCCUCCAUCCCGGGCUUCGCCGACUUCUACUCCCAGACGGAGAUGAACAACCAGGGAGUGGAGUGCCUCAGGCUCCUCAACGAAAUCAUUGCCGACUUCGACGAGCUGCUCGGAGAGGAUCGGUUCCAGGACAUCGAGAAGAUCAAGACCAUCGGCAGCACCUACAUGGCCGUCUCUGGUCUGUCCCCCGAAAAACAGCAGUGUGAAGAUAAAUGGGGUCACCUGUGCGCGUUGGCCGAUUUCGCCAUCGCCCUCAACGAGAGCAUCCAGGAGAUCAACAAACACUCGUUCAACAACUUUGAGCUGAGGAUCGGAAUGGCCCACGGCUCGGUGGUGGCCGGCGUGAUCGGCGCCAAGAAGCCUCAGUACGACAUCUGGGGGAAGACGGUGAACCUGUCCAGCCGGAUGGACAGCACGGGGGUCAGCGGCAAGAUCCAGGUCCCCGAGGACACCUACCUGAUCCUGAAGGAGCGCGGCUUCGCCUUCGAGUACCGCGGCGAGAUCUACGUCAAGGGCAUCAGCGAGCAGGAGGGCAAGAUCCGGACGCACUUCCUGCUGGGCCGCGUGCAGCCCAACCCGCUCAUCAUGCAGCCGCGCAAGAUCACCGGCGAGUACUCGCUGGCCACCGUGGUGCUCAGCCUGGUGCAGUCGCUCAACAGGCAGAAGCAGAAGCAGAUCCUCAACGAGAACAACAACUCGGGCAUCAUGAAGGGCCACCACCACUACAACCGGAGGACGUUGUUAGCGCCCGGUAGCUCCGAGGUGGGAGCGGGGCACCACCCCGAGGCGGCCGAUAAGACGGAGCUGUCCUGA